AUGUCUAACAUCGAGCUUCCAGGUUCCAUCCCUAACACUCCUAUUAAGAGAAAGGGAACCUACGACAAAACCCCCAUCAAAAUUGAGGGGUCUCCCAUGAAGCCAACUGAAGUCAAAAAUCGACCUGCCAAAAGAAUCAUGUCGGUGUUAGGGAAAGAUCCUGAUUCCAACAUGCAAGACACAAACCCGGAGAACUUACCUUUUGACCCGGAAGACACUGAUAUCAAGCCAGUCAUCCCAAUGCCAAACACCCUCAGCGACUCUUGGGAAAAGAUAAGAGCUCAGUUACUCCGAUGUUCCACCCCCCACAUGCGAUUCCGAGCCAUGUGGGACGGAGAGCUUCGACUCACCCCGAAACUCCUCCAACAAGCCAAAGACCACGUCGACUGGCCGAAUGAAUAUAUUAUUCAUCUCUCCCCAACUGACGCGCUCCAGCUCCCGAGCUUCGAUAACCGUUUGCAAGGAGUCUUCUACGGCACUGAAGGCAGAAAGUCAGCCUACGUCUGGCAUCUCAUGCCAAUUUCCAAGGCCAAAGAUAACCACUUUGCCGCGCGCUAUCUCAAGUUUAAGGCCCACUGUCAGCUCUGGUCUCUUAUGUGA
Molecule: messenger RNA, 600 nt
Organism: Puccinia graminis f. sp. tritici CRL 75-36-700-3
Lineage: Eukaryota; Fungi; Basidiomycota; Pucciniomycetes; Pucciniales; Pucciniaceae
Exons: 3
Coding region: 1-600 (199 amino acids)
Source: RefSeq, a predicted model, not a curated record